UUGCCGAUGUUUAGAAUAAGAAAAACACUGCUCUAAAAAGUAAAAUUCAACUUGGUACCUGCCGUUGCACCUCUUUUAGUGCGCCGUUUCAUGGUUCAUUUGCUUGAAUAAUUUGCAUAUAGUUUGAUGUGCUCUCCUGGGAUUAAAGUCACAACGAUCCAAACGCUUAGUAAAUUUUAGUUUUUUUUUUUGCUGUUAGUUCGCAUGUUGAUCAGUGGUUAAAUUCGGAGUGUGAUUUUUCUUAUUAAACUUUGACGUAAUUUUAACAUCAAACCAUGAAAUUUCAAAAUCGUUGUGUUCUUGUGGAAAGUGUCAUUGCGUAUUUAUUCAACAGUGUUAACAUCUUUAAUCGUAAAUUAUUAUCUAAAUAAUCGUUCUCUUUUUCAAGGCCAAAUCGUUUUGAAAGCGAAUGGUAGCAACUUAAAGCUUCACUUAAAGUUACUUUUAUUUUAUUAUGUGCCUUGCUGCUGUUAUAUUAGUGUCAUUAUUGGCAACCUUCCACCACUGCUGAUAAUUAGGGAAUCAUUUCGUUAAAAAGAAAAAAAAAGAAAACAACAAGAAGGGAUAACAUGUGAACUGUUAUAAUUUUUUUUUCCUUCCUGUUAUCAAAAAGGACCUAUCCUCCAAAGACAAUACAUUUAAAACAUAAUUUUAACGAAAAAUGAUUUUCAUAUCCUUCUUGGUACUUCCUCUUUUGACAAGCCCAUGUAUUGAGGCGUUCAAAAUUUUGGUUUUUUAUCCUUUCCCUUCUCACAGUCAUCAAAGUGCGAUAAUGGCUUUAACAGAAAGAUUGGUCAGGGAUGGUCAUGAGCUUUUCGUUAUAAGUCCAAAUGUUGUGCCUGGCUUGACAGGACACGUGAACUACACCCACGUUGACCUUUCAUUUUCCUACCAGUACAUCCCAGAUGAAAAUAACGCGGAAGAUGCCGGCGUAAAUUUGCAGCGUAUAUGGUCAAAAUGGGAACUACCGUUGCUAUGGAAGGCUCUGGCUAGAAUUGCAAGGAAACAACUUCAGAGUGAGACAUUUUUGCAGUUUGAUAGGCGGGUUGCAGCAGAGCGAAUCAAUUUUGACCUCUUUAUCGUAGAAUUUUACUACCUUCCGUUUUCUUGCGCAAUUCUACGGAAUUACACAAAAUCGGCUCCUAUCAUCACCUUGUCAUCAAUGCCAACCGAUUUCUUAACUGAAGAAACCCUUGGAAGCUAUGAACACCUAUCGUAUUCGCCUUCCCUCUUCAGUGACUACACCGAUAGAAUGAGCCUGUUGCAAAAACUGGACAAUUGGAUUUCACAUUACUACAUUGUAUCCAAAUUGAAUGAAGAGCUGGACAUCUCCGUGAGACGGCAUUGUAAGGAGGCCUACGGCCCAGAAUACGAAAUGAUUGCAGAUGGCUGCAAAUCGCGAAUAAGUUUGUCUUUGAUUGCAUCCAACGCAAUGUACGGCUUCCCGCGACUUUUGGGUCCUAACGUCAUCGAAACUGGUCCGCUACAUAUAAGAAUCCCCAAGGAGUUGCCACAGGAUUUACAAAACUGGUUGGAUGGCGCCGAAAAAGGUGUAAUCUAUUUCAGUCUCGGAUGCAAUCUAAGAGGAAAAUCUUUGAACGAAGAUGUUCGAGCCAACUUUUUGAAAGUUUUUGCACAGCUCCAGCCUCUUGGUUACCGAGUUCUGUGGAAAUGGGAAUUGGACGAGAAAAUUCCUGGACAAUCCAGCAAUAUUUUGGCGCAAAAAUGGAUUCCUCAACAAAGUGUACUCGCUCAUCCAAAAAUCAAAGUCUUCAUCACGCAAGGUGGGCUUCAAAGCUUCCAAGAAGCGGUCCACCAUGGUGUUCCAAUGGUGGGGAUCCCUUGGUUUGUCGAUCAGGGGUUCAAUGUUGCCAAAAUGGUGGAUGCAGGCAUUGGAGUUAAGUUACUGCCUAAAAACCUUCACUCAUACGAGGAUAUCAAGUUGGCGCUUGAGACAGUCUUGCACGACAAAAAAUAUUCUGAUAACAUGAAGAGACAUUCAGCGAUAUCUCACGACCUCACUUCUCGAGCCAUGGACCGAGCAGUAUUUUGGGUUGAGCAUGUAGCCAGACAUAAAGGAGCAUCGCAUUUGAGGCCGUCAGCUGCUGACGCCUCUCUCUUCGAGUUUUUCUGCUUCGACAUUAUCUCAGUCAUUUUAUGUUUCGGUCUUACAAUUGUAUACUUUUUAUUCAAGUUACUAGUUGGUAUAGUUUUUAAAAAAAUUGGGACAAAAAUAAAAUUAUCAUGAUACUUUGUUCACGAUGUUACCAUGGCUUUGAAAAUAA
Bemisia tabaci is the source of this 2285-nucleotide messenger RNA. The record is from RefSeq and is a predicted model, not a curated record. Lineage: Eukaryota; Metazoa; Arthropoda; Insecta; Hemiptera; Aleyrodidae.